UCCACAAGUCAAUAUGUAUUUUUAAUUCCAGCAUUCCAGAUUUGUWACAGACAGGCAAGAGCUACAGCUUCCAAGAACUAAYGAUGGAAAGUCUCUUCGGGAGUUUGGYUACAAKCUUGUUAAUCUGCAUAGCCUUCCCAAAUGCAAUUCACUCGCUAACCCAAGAUGACAUUGACAACAUUGCUUCGAAACUUCACAUACAAUACAAAGUGAUUGACAACCUGUCCUCAAAUACCACCUUCCAGUCUUCUAUAACAUUCACCAACAAGGGUGACGCGCCAGUAAAGAAGGGGGACUGGGCAAUAUAUUUGUGCAGUAUAAGACUGGUUUCAAAGACAGACUCCAUGAAAAAACAAACCAUACAUUUCGAACACAUAAAUGGCUGUGUUCACAAGUUGUACCCAACAAAAGAAUUCAAAGACUUGUCACCAGGAGGAAGCCUCAAGAUCAAAAUGACCGCGGCUCACUGGGAAGUAGCGAGAACUGACGUCAUGCCCAAUUGGUAUGUGACGUCACCAGGACUGACAGCUAAAACAAUUGAAAGCACUAAAGGAGAGAAUUUGGGUUUUGUUGAUCCCUUUGUUACUAAAGAACAGUGGAAACGGUUCACUUGGGAUAUGUAUGAUCCGUACACGGCUAGUGUCCGCUAUGAGAAGGUCGAGAUCGAUAGCACUGAAGAGAAGAGCUUUCCUGUUUUGAUCCCACAGCCGUUGAGUGUUAUAGGGCUGGCUCGGGAAAGUAGGAUCACAAUCGACAAGGAAUGGAAAGUUUACGCAGCUAAUGCCCUCAAAAAAGAAGCAGAAAUUUUGUCGAAUAAAUUCAAGGCGUCACUAGUAACAACACCACCUUCUAAACCGAGCAAAGUCAUUCGUAUUACACUCGGAGAUCCCGACGUUAAACCGAACGGCGUCGAAUCGWCAAGCGACGAAGCCUACAGUCUCGAGAUUGACGUUUCGGMGGAAAGGAUAAACCUGAUUGGACGAACCGUUGCCGGAGUGUUCUAUGGCGUCCAAUCUCUAUUGGCUCUCACAGACGACAAAAAUACUGUUCCAAAGGUAACCAUYAAAGACGCUCCGCGCUACGUUUACCGUGGAAUGCAUUUGGAUGUCGGCCGCAAUUUCAUGCCCAAGUCAGCGGUCUUACGUCUUCUUGACGUCAUGGCCAUGUACAAAUUGAACAAAUUYCACUUUCAUCUAACUGAUGAUGAAGGGUGGAGAUUGCAGAUACCGGGCCUUGACGAACUCACCACGGUUGGCUCAAAACGAUGUUACGAUCCAUCGGGCGACAAAUGCCUCCAGACUGACCUCGGCUCGGGUCCUGACGAACCAAGCAGCCCAGCAUUUUACACAGUGGGCGAAUACAAACAGAUUUUACAGUAUGCCAAUGACAGACACAUUGAGGUUAUUCCGGAGUUCGAUAUGCCCGGUCAUGGGUAUGCACCCAUUAAAGCCAUGGAAGCACGUGCAAGGAGGAUCAACAGAACAGGUCAGGCCGGAGCGGACAAGUACCUGUUAACAGAACCAGGUGAUCCGUCAAAGUACCUUUCGGUUCAACUGUUCAAAGACGACGCCAUUAACCCRUGCCUCGACUCCACGUACCAUUUUGUAGAUCACAUAGUAAAAGAGGUCGUGAGCAUGCACGACGGCACGCAACCGCUGUCCAUUUAUCACUUUGGAGGCGAUGAGGUGGCGCACGGGGCCUGGAAACAAUCUAAUGCUUGUAAGAUCCUGUCUCAAAAGCUCGGGCUCAMCUUUUYGGCCAGCGACAUCGUGGAUAAGUUGAAAGACCACUUUGUACAGCGUGUUGCCAAUAUAACGRCGAAGUAUAAUUUGUCCCUUGGUGGCUGGGAAGACGGUUUAAUGGGCAAAGGUAUCCCAUAUAACAGGMARUCUAUAUCCARYACUGAUGUCUAUGCUUAUGCAUGGAACAACAUCUGGGAGUGGGGUGGUGGAAAAAGGGCUUACCAGCUGGCUAAUGCUGGAUACAAGGUUGUGAUGACACAGGCGACCCAUCUUUAUUUCGAUCACCCGCAAGAACCUGACCCAGAAGAGCGUGGGUACUACUGGGCUACUCGCUUCACUGACACUAGAAAGACAUUUGGGUUUAUUCCGGAUGAUUUAUUUGCUAAUGUUGAAGAGACACUAAGCGGUAGCCCUCUUACAAGAAAAGAGCUGUGUGCGAAGGCAGGGAUGUGUGUUGAUUUAACACAAAAACAGAAUAUUGUUGGAAUGGCUGGGGCACUUUGGACAGAGACAGUGCGUACCGCUGAUCAAAUGGACAGCAUGAUUUAUCCAAGACUUCUGGCUCUUGCGGAACGUGCUUGGCACAAAGCAUCAUGGGAAGACCUGAAGGACGAAACCGAACGAAAUAAGAAAAGAACGGAAGAUUGGAAAAAUUUCGCUAACGCUUUGGGACAUCGUGAACUUGGACGACUGGAUAAAAUGAAGGUCAAAUACUAUGUACCACUCCCAGGGGCAAGUUUUGACAAUAAUAAGCUCAACGUGCGAACUUCAACCCCAGGACUCACAGUUCAAUACACGGAGGAUGRCGGGAAAAUAUGGCGUGACGUCACCAGUGAGACUAAAGUCGAGAAAGAUAUCAAACUUCAGACUUUGUAA
Messenger RNA from Exaiptasia diaphana, 2618 nucleotides. RefSeq names its product beta-hexosaminidase. Bases 84 to 2618 code for a protein of 844 amino acids. Gene Ontology annotation, biological process: carbohydrate metabolic process; ganglioside catabolic process; glycosaminoglycan metabolic process. Gene Ontology annotation, molecular function: beta-N-acetylhexosaminidase activity; polysaccharide binding. Gene Ontology annotation, cellular component: membrane. The transcript is spliced from 9 exons. Lineage: Eukaryota; Metazoa; Cnidaria; Anthozoa; Actiniaria; Aiptasiidae. The record is from RefSeq and is a predicted model, not a curated record.